Entrophospora candida is the source of this 390-nucleotide messenger RNA. NCBI's taxonomy places the organism in Eukaryota, Fungi, Glomeromycota, Glomeromycetes, Entrophosporales, Entrophosporaceae. The record is from the annotation of a GenBank genome assembly.
AUGUUUGAUGCUUUAUUCUUCAAUAAGGAGUAUCUUUAUUAUAUAAACGGUGAAAGGCGUAACAAAGAUAAAGAGAAUGUGUCAGAACGUACACGAAAUCCCCUUAUUCCGGAUAUCAAAGUAAACUAUGCUAUUUAUGAAGCCGAAGUUGUUACAUUUGAGCAAGCAAAAACUGCUGCUCGGAAAAAGGGUCUCAAUAAAGCAAUCAACGAUUCAAAUAAAUUAUCUAUACUAUUACAUGAUCAAAUUACUUUGAAAAAUUAUAUUAAUUUGAUAAAUUUGAUUUUAGAUGAACCUUAUGAUUCAUUUAAAGGAAUUAUAAGGCUCAAUUCAUUAGAUUCUAAACUUGCAAAUCCUGACACCUCAUGGAUCGUCAACAUUAAAGAAUAG